UUAAGUUCUCUUUCUUGCAUGUGCAUGAAAAAAAAAAAAAGCAUCAAGCAGCCCUAAGGACUUCUUUGAGGCCAUCCAUGUCAAGACCCUGGAUCACCCACCCCAAUGCAGUCAGGGGGAUUCAUCCGGACAGUUCUACGGAGCGAACCACAAACUUGCAGAGCGCAGGAGGCAGAGAGACACUAUCCGAGUAAACAGAUCACCCCCUAGCAGUUCUGUUGCCUUUUGGACCCCGCUAGGUCCUGGAGUCGGGCGGGGAGGCGGCCCUGGGGGCGGGCCGGGGCGGGGCCGGCGGUUGACACCCUGGCGCACGCGGGCCCCUCGCAGCAGACAAUACGCCUCGCGGCUCGAGCCCUGUGGACGCCGCCGCCGUCACCACCCGCCGCCACUGCCACCGCCGGACGCGAGGUGAGCCCUCCCGCCCUUGCUGUGACCCUCGCUCCGCUGCCGGCCACCCCUCCGCCCAGCCCGAGCCCGGCAGAGAAGAAAUGUAUCAAGCAAGACCCCUCUCUAGGAACCUCUUUUUGUACACCUUCCUCCAAAACCAUGGCCCAGGCUUCCUGGACGACCAAGACUCAGGGCUUCCCGGUGUGACCAGUAUCUUGGAGUUCCACCCCAUCUCCCCCUACAGUGACAGUCCACACUACCUGGCCAUGCAGCUGGCCUCUAUUGCCGAUGAAAUGGAGCUGAGGUUGCUGCUUCCCCAGUUCGUUGAGCCCUUCUGGAUGACCAUGUACAGCUUGUUUUUCCCCUACAGCCAUGUAGGGCUCAGGGAUGUUCUGAGAAGCUUUAUGGCUGCUUUCACCAACCUUAGGGAGAACCGAAGGCUCUGGAGCUUCCUGACUCUCAGGGACCGGGUGUCGCCCAGCCUGUGGCCCGAGCUGGCGCUGUCCCUGCUGGUGGUGGCGAUGCUCAGCUGGGGAUGCCGCCUCCACUGACCGCACUGCUGGUCAGUGUGGGGGUGGGGCUGGCCCCCCCUCUCGACCACCACCCUGGCGGUGGCCCUGUUUUGGUGGUGUUGUCUUUUAACUGUUUUCUGAUGAUGCUUUUUU
Bubalus bubalis (water buffalo) is the source of this 1052-nucleotide messenger RNA. RefSeq names its product BCL2 interacting killer (gene BIK). The record is from RefSeq and is a predicted model, not a curated record. Bases 489 to 938 code for a protein of 149 amino acids. The transcript has 5 exons. NCBI's taxonomy places the organism in Eukaryota, Metazoa, Chordata, Mammalia, Artiodactyla, Bovidae. Gene Ontology annotation, biological process: apoptotic mitochondrial changes; male gonad development; apoptotic process.